GUUGAUAAUUUGUUAUACACCACUAGAGGGCACUCUUGAUCUCAACCAUCUCAACAACAUCACAUCCGGUAGCAGCUGAUGGAGGGAAGUCAUCGUGGCUGUGACGAGCACAGCUAUGGCUCGGACUCUGUUUGGCGGUGCUUUAUCAGCUGUUAUUCCCCUCAAUGCCCAGGAUAUCAGUGAACUGAGGCAGAUCCCUGAUAAUCAAGAAGUGUUCGCUCACUCUCAGAUAGAUCAGAGUAUCAUCAUUGAAUUGCUGGAGUACCAAAGCCAAGUGCAGGAUGCUGAAGCAGCCAGGUAUCACUUUGAGGACGUGGCUGCCAGUAACAAGGCGGUAGAGAAUGGCUCUUGGGAAAUCAGAGAGGUGAAGCAGCUCUCCCAGUCUGAGCUGUCAAUGCAGGAAUGCAACUCUGCCUGGCUGCUGUCUGGAGCUCAGCUGGUCUCUAAAUUCAAUGAGGAGGCAAAGAACACUGUGAACAUUCACCUAUGCUUGUUCCGCUUGCCGCAGUACACUACUGACAUCUUAGUGACGUUCAACGAUCCUGCUUGUAUCAAUCCCCUCAGCAGCAGUGCCAUUGGAAAUGUGGCAACUAUACCGUGGACACUACAGGACUUCCAGGGUGUUCUGCAGUCCUUUUGCCUACUUGACCCUGGAGUGUUUGGGUAGAUUCUUCAUGCAUAUGUUUAAAUACAAGAAAGUCUAAAUUUCAUUACAAAAGGCUUUUUUCAAGCUUUUAAAAUUUGCUUUUACAAUGACUGAACAGGUUAAAACACAAACUUCACAACACCUAAAAAGCUAGAAACUCUAUGAAUCAUUUUCCUUGUAGUGCAAGGCUUAGCAUUUGUCUAUAGGUGAGGCUAUGCAAAAAAAUAGAGAAUCUUUAUUUUUUUUGUGAAAAUAAAUGCAUUUCAUAAUAAGAAAAA
Molecule: messenger RNA, 924 nt
Organism: Megalobrama amblycephala (Wuchang bream)
Lineage: Eukaryota; Metazoa; Chordata; Actinopteri; Cypriniformes; Xenocyprididae
Gene: rangrf
Product: RAN guanine nucleotide release factor
Exons: 6
Coding region: 116-667 (183 amino acids)
Biological process (GO): regulation of membrane depolarization; heart contraction; regulation of sodium ion transmembrane transporter activity
Cellular component (GO): nucleus
Molecular function (GO): transmembrane transporter binding; sodium channel regulator activity; small GTPase binding
Source: RefSeq, a predicted model, not a curated record